UGGCGGCGGCUUCGAAUGCGGCCUAGGGCGGCAGUCACGGCGGCCCUCCCUCGGCUCCAGCCUGGGUCGCGGGGACCUCUCCGACCUUACCCUGGAGACACCGUCGCCCGGAUCCCGACCCUCCCCCCGGCCAAGUCCGAGGCCCCGGUGACCCCUCGAGGGGGGCCUGCCGGGCCAGCCCGCCGUCGCCAUGGCAUGCAGUUUGCAGAAGCUGUUUGCUGUGGAAGAGGAGUUUGAAGAUGAGGAUUUCUUGUCUGCCGUGGAGGAUGCAGAGAACCAGUUUGCCGGUGUGAAUGCCGGGUGCCUGAGACCUGUCUCUUCCAGGCCACAGGAGACUGUGCAGGCACAGUCUUCCAGGCAGCUGCCAUCAUGUUCCACUGCUCCUUCAGAGGCCUUGGGCCUGCCAGCCCUGGGACUCCGCCUUUCUACCUCCAGCAUGCCGGAGGCCUCCAGGGGUCCACCUUCCACAGGAACAGCCCCCCUAAGGCCUGUCUUGACUUCCAGCAGCUGGACUGGCAAUCCAAGAAAAGUGACCUUGACAGAAGUGUUCAAACAGCCAGCAAGACCCCAGUUCUCAGCCUCCCACCCUCUGCUCACCUUCGAGAGCCAACAGCAGGUGAUUGGUGGCUUUGAGGGGUCUGAACAAGAUGAAUUUGAUAAGGUCCUGGCAAGCAUGGAGCUGGAGGGGCCUGGCCCAGAGCUGGAACAUGGAAUUAGCGGUGAGGCCACAAGAAUCCUGCCCACCUGGCAGCAGGAGGACUCAGUAUUGGCUAAAAAGGCCCGGGGAGCUGAUCUGAGCAGAUCUUGCCAAAAGGGACCCAUGCCUGCCACCCAUGUAUGUGGUAUCAUGUCAGCGGAGAAUGAGCCUCUAGGCCCUGUUCACUGUAGGACUCCACAGCCCUGCUUGAGCCCUGGUGCCGUGGGUAACCUUCCUGUCCCAACCGCCUCAACAGUUCCUGCUCAGCAACCCCCCUGGGAAGUCUGUUCCAAAGGUCCCCUUCUUCGAGCACCCCAGCCUCUCCAAGCUGCUUGCGGGCCUGUUCAGCGCAGCCCUCAAAAUCGUUUCCCCAGUCAGCCAUUCCAGUCUCCAAAUGCCCACUUAAGUGGCAAAGCUCGUUUUCCUGGACCACGCACUCCCAACUCAAGCUGUUCUCCUCCCUCAAGGCCUACCUCUGCAUCGUUUCCUCGGGGGCCCGUACAACCCCGAGCUCCACUGUGUUCUGCCAAGUCUCCUUUCGGCACCCUAAAGAGCUCUCAUUCCUCCCCGGUUCCCCAAGCAGCUCUGCAGACGCCCGUCGUUACCAACCACCUGGUGCAGCUGGUCACUGCUGCCAACCGGACACCCCAGCAGCCCACCCGCACCUCCACCCGCACCAAGACACGCCGCUUCCCUGGCCCAGCAGGGAUCCUGCCUCACCAGCACAGUGAGAAAAAUCUGGAGGAGAUCAUGGUUUCUACGCCCCAGACUCCAACUCACGGUGCUUUGGCUAAGUUCCGGACAGAGAUCGUUACUAGCUCCCAGGCAGUGGUGGAGGAGGAUUUUGGGCGAGGGCCCUGGCUGACCAUGAAAUCUGCUCUGGGCCUGGAUGAGAGAGACCCCACCUGCUUCCUCUGUACCUAUAGCAUCGUCAUGGUGCUGCGGAAGGCAGCCCUGAAGCAGCUUCCCAGGAAUAAGGUCCCCAACAUGGCGGUGAUGAUCAAGUCCCUGACUCGAAGCACAAUGGACGCCAGUGUGGUUUUCAAGGACCCCACGGGAGAGAUGCAGGGCACAGUGCAUAGGUUGCUGCUUGAGACACGCCAGAAUGAGCUGAAGCCUGGCUCAGUGCUGCUGCUAAAGCAGAUUGGAGUGUUUUCUCCUUCACUCCGAAAUCACUACCUCAAUGUGACCCCCAACAACCUGGUCCACAUUUACAGCCCAGAUUCUGGGGAUGGGAACUUCUUCAAGCCGCCUCAGCCCUUCCCCGAGGAUCCAGGAUGCUUCCACGGCAGCCUCCAGCAUGAGACUGAGAAGCCCAGGAAAGGCCUCAGAACAGCACAGAGCCCAGAGGCAGGGGCACCCCCUGAGGAAGAACUCCCAGAAGCAGAUGACCUGGAUGGACUCCUGAGCGAACUCCCUGAGGACUUCUUCUGUGGGACCAGCAGCUGGGACUGCCACGAGGCAGGGCACCCACCAUGAGCAGGCAGCCUCUCAGUGUCCAAGCAAGGCACUGGUCGUCUGUGAUUGUGUCCAAGGGAGAGAGGAAGACCAGCACAAUUGGAGCAUAGACAAAGCUCGGGGCUUCUGUGGUUGUUCCCACCAUGGACACUUUCCCCAACAACGUCCCUCAGAUUCUGCACUGCCAUCACUUUUGACUUACUUUGGCACACCAGAACUCGGCCCAGGAGGGCCCUCUAGCCCUGCGCCUCCAAGUCCUUGAGUGUCUCCUUUCUUCUCCUCCUGCCGACGGGGAAGCUAUGUCACAUUCCCCCCUCAGCUCGACUUUAGAGGACAUUGGGCCUAGUCCCUUUACUCCCUCGUCCCUGGACAGCUGAGGAGCCGAAGGAGCCACACCACAGCAGUGGCCACCUGUCCCUCUGGACAGGGAAGGAACAUCCUCAGACUUCCCUCGGCUUUGUCUCCUGAGGCCUGUAGCUGCUCAGCUCGCCUGUGCCCGUGGCUGCCAGGUGUGGGAGCAGGGGUGUGGCUGUGGUGUCUUGUUCUGAAAUAAAGCAGCUGCCUGUUUCCCCUGCCUCCCUCUCCUUCCCACCCUCGCUGCUCCUUGUCCUGUCUGUCCUACCUGUGGUGCUUGGCCAGGGCACAACCAAGCUAUUCAUUUGCUUUCUCAAUCUCGCUCUCUUUUUUUUUUAUGAACUUUUUCUUUCAGACAGUUUUAGAUUUACAGAAUUAUUGCAAAGAUAUUACAGGGAGUUCCCAUAUACCCCACCCGCAGUUUGCUCUAUUAUUGCCAUCUUACAUUGGUAUGGUAGAUUUGUCACAAUUAAAGAACCAGUACUGAUAUAUUAUUAUUAA
Molecule: messenger RNA, 3010 nt
Organism: Equus caballus (horse)
Lineage: Eukaryota; Metazoa; Chordata; Mammalia; Perissodactyla; Equidae
Gene: HROB
Product: homologous recombination factor with OB-fold
Biological process (GO): recombinational repair
Source: RefSeq, a predicted model, not a curated record